UCCGCUAAUAAAACGAAAUAGAGAAAUAAAAAUAACGAGAAAAGUGCCUCUGGGAUUUUAUUUAUUCGCAAGUCAUUGGAUUUUGUGUGGACUUAAUUUACCACAGCUGAGUCAUUGUGAUUGGAAACAGUGAUAUUUGGUGAAUAUUCAGAUGAAGUCUGUGAUAAAUUGAAUACAUCACUGCGGACUAGGAAGACCCCUGGAACACUGGAACUAUCCGUUGAUUCAAUUAUUUCUCUAACAAAUAAGAAAAUGCUGAUGCCAGGUGCCACAGGACUGAGUGCUGUUGGUGCAGGUCCAACUGGUCCUGAGGAGUUGGUAUCUAGUCUGGGUGCACUUGCCGGUGUAACACCACAGCAGAAAGACACCACCUGGACAAAGUUGUUUGUUGGUGGAUUACCUUAUCACACGACAGAUAAGAGCCUGAGGGAGCAUUUCAAUGUGUAUGGAGACAUCGAAGAGGCUGUUGUCAUCACUGACAGACAGACUGGCAAAAGUAGGGGAUAUGGAUUUGUAAUCAUGGGAGACAGACCGGCAGCUGAGCGAGCCUGCAAGGAUCCAAAUCCAAUAAUAGAUGGAAGAAAAGCAAAUGUAAAUCUGGCGAUAUUGGGAGCAAAACCAAGAGGCAAUCUCCAAGCCACUUUUCCAUUCGCAGCUGGAAUUCGAGCUGGAUAUCCCACAGUUCUUCCCGGCCAGUAUAGUGUUCCACCUGGUUACAUGUAUCAAUCACCGUACUUAACAGCAGCAGCAGCACCAGGUGGACUUGUACAAUUACCAACGACACAAUUGAGUCAUGCAGCGGCUGUUGCAGCAGCAUCACAAUUCUAUGAAUAUCAGAAUGCAGCAGCGGCAGCUGCAGCUGCUGCUGCUGCUGCAGCCACGUAUCCGGGUACGUCAUCCUACAACUUCGCCGAGGCGGCCGCCUAUCCAUACACCAGCGCUGCCGCGGCCGGUACGUCUUUAAAACAGCGCAACGAACGCAGCAGCCGCCAGUUACGUAACACCAUAUACGUACGCAACCCUACCAGGUGCAGGAGCAUUGCAGGGUGCAACGACGACGGGUGGUGCAUUCCCGGGUUUGCCAUACCAAACAACACCCCAGGAAGCGAGACUUCAAUAGAACCCUCUCGGGUCUAAAUUAGUAAGAUAUUAACGAAAGAAAAACCACCAAACCAUGAGAAAGAAGAAAAAUGUUAAGGAAUAGUCCUUAUGGACGAUAACAAAUAUAAAUAAAGACAGUAAAAUAUUGAAUUCAGUUUGGGUCGAUCUGGUGUUCAGCUCAAUUUUCGUGAACAAUUUUAAAUUUUAAAUCGAAGUGAGAUGACAAAAAAAUUACUAAUUCCUUUUUUUUGUGAACGUAAAUUCGCUUUUCAAAAAAAAUUCUGCCGAAGUAUUUCUGUCUCUUCUGGAUAUCGACAGUUUCAUUCUGAAAUUGCCAGUAGUCAAAAUUUUAUCGUUGUAAUACUUCGCUACUGAAUUUCUGAAAUGAUAGUGAUUUUUCGAAAUUUCCGUUUAUUUUUGGAAGAUCCAUUUUCUCACCGUCAGAUGAAAAACUCUUUCAUUACUCACUCGAACCUCUUUCUUCCUUAAUCUUCCCUCAGAAGCCAAAAUAACGUGGAUAAAUACCGAGAGAUUUUUUUUCAUUGGCUUAUUCUUUAAAUGAGUUUGCCAAUUUCCUCCAAAGAGUGUUUAAAUUUUCUUAUAAUACAACUAUACUUAUUUAUGUCGAUAAUAUCUCAGACAUUACUUGAUAUUAUUUAACCACUCGACAGUGUAAAUUAAUUCAAAAAUUUAUAAAAACUAAAAUCCAUUAAAAAUGGUGAAAAAAAUAAUGUACAUCAUAGUUGUAGGUCGAUUUAAUUGUAGAUAGUCGACAGUGUUUUCUAUUCAACUGAAUUACAAAGGAAAUAAAAAAGACACAGAUGAUUGAUCGAUCAUCAGUGGAAAUAGUAAAUCACAAAUAAACUUUUCAAUUUCUUUCAUUCAUUCAAUUAAAUUAAUCAGAUAAUGUGGCCUUAGAGCUACCAAUGUGUCUUGCUCCUGAGGCCUUAUCGCAAACCUCUCGACUAAUCGAAUCAAAAGUCUUUUAAUGACAAUGAAAAAUCCUCAGUGUUUAUUUUAUAUGAAAAAAUCUUGUUGAUUGAGUGAUUUUUGCAUGUGAAAAAUCGCUCAAUAAUGCACAAAUAAAAUAUGAGAUAAAAGUAAAUAAGAUUGAAAGCUAGUCAGUGAGAGUCGUCGUUCAGAGAAGGGAAGAAAUAUUUUUGUCCUAUUCUCCUGUAAAUGAAUUUUAAAAAAGCAGUGAAAAGUUGACAACAACUUUUCUUUAAUGUUGAAAGAACAGUAAAUAAUUACUGUCAUUUUUUUUACUCUUAGGUAAAUUCGUUAAGAGUUGAGAAUGAUAUUAAACAUGACAACGUGACUGUCUAGAAUUAAUUAGUAAAUUGAUUGAAAUUUUCACCUAAGUAACGUAAUGAGAUCGUUGAAAUCAUCGAAAAGUCUGAAAUCAAAAUUUGAUGAAAAAGUGAAAGGUUCUAUAGUCUCGAGUAAGGCAUUGUUUAUUUAAGAAAAAAAUAAUGUGACAUUUAAAUUGAAAUAUUUUCACUCGUGUCCUAGAAUUAUGGAAAAUAAAAAAUCAGAAGUUUCAAUUUUUCUUACGAUUUAAUUUCAGUUUGUAAACUGUCGCAGAUUGUUUCAGAUGGAAAACUGUUAAAAUGACUAGAUGAUCGACUUUAAAACGACGACUUUCUUGUAUAAAGCUAUGAAGACGUUAGUGUCAAUGUUGAGAAAAAUUAAAAAAAAAAUAAACAUAUAAUUAUAGUUAAGAUAAUUCAUAAAUUUACUGAGCAUAAUGUAGAACAAUUAAUAUUAUCGUCAUUAUUCUUUACAUUGUAACGAUUAUUUCAUCAUUAUUGCAAUUUUUAUCACAAUCAUUAUCAUCUCAUUAUCAUUUAUAUCAUUUUUAUUGAGAUGUUUCAUUCAUGUUCAUUGACUCAUAGACUAUUAAUAUAUAAUUAUUUUUAUCAAUUAUUAUUCAAUCAUUACUAUCUUUAGAUACUUAAUUAGUACGUCCGACAUAUUAAUAAUUUAUAAUUAUGAAGAACGAACUCAAUUAAUUAAGGAAAACUGAAAGACGAAAUGAUUAUUUGACAAGUGGAGAAUUAAUGAAGCUUAGAAUUUGAAAUUAUUUUUGAAGAGCAAAUGAAUAGCGUAAUCAGUCGUCGAUAAUCGGUUGUAAUAUACUUUAUUCUCUGUUAUAACGUUUAAUGUAAUGGUAAAGUAAUUAUUGAGACACCUUAGGUUAUAACAAAAACAAAUAAAUAAAUUCAUAUAUUGUCUCUAAGAGAAAAA
This is a messenger RNA of Diachasmimorpha longicaudata, 3348 nucleotides long. Its product is annotated as RNA-binding protein 24-B-like. The record is from RefSeq and is a predicted model, not a curated record. Gene Ontology annotation, molecular function: mRNA 3'-UTR binding. The transcript is spliced from 6 exons. Lineage: Eukaryota; Metazoa; Arthropoda; Insecta; Hymenoptera; Braconidae. The coding region runs from base 253 to 1137 and encodes 294 amino acids. Gene Ontology annotation, cellular component: nucleus; cytosol.